AUGAAGACUACAGCACUUUGUGUUUUUGCUCUGUUCCUUUCUUCGAUGUUAGUUGAGGGCAGCAUACUUAAUAAUCUCUGCAUUGCGCCUGGUGAUUGCGAUGGAAAAAAAGUACAUGAAUAAGUAGAAAUCUCUUUCGUUUUCAAUCCAUCUAAAAUGUUUUAGAUGGUGUUAAUAUUUAAUUUGAGUUGAAUUUUCUGAGUGGUUCGAUUAGGAAUGGCAAUGUUUUUCUUUUCAAAAGGAGAAUUUUCAAUAACGAACACUUAUUAGUGAGAGUAGAAAUACCUUAUCUAUGUAUUAAGUCAUGUCAAAAUGAGCUGGAAUCUUUCAAUAAUGUUUUUUCUUUAUCAUUUCAUUCAUGUCAUUGUUGAAUGAUCCUGGUUGUUCAACUCAUUAAUUUUUCGCACUAAAAGCCGCUUUAAAUUCUUUUAGGACAAGCCUAAAAAAUCUUCAACGGAAAAUGUUGGAGAUAACGGAGAGGCUGGAAAUUUGGAAAUGAUGAAGAUGAACAUCCGUAGACGCUUGGAGGAGGUAAGUACAGGUUUUUAA
Molecule: messenger RNA, 549 nt
Organism: Pocillopora meandrina
Lineage: Eukaryota; Metazoa; Cnidaria; Anthozoa; Scleractinia; Pocilloporidae
Source: the annotation of a GenBank genome assembly